This is a messenger RNA of Rangifer tarandus platyrhynchus (Svalbard reindeer), 930 nucleotides long. The record is from the annotation of a GenBank genome assembly. NCBI's taxonomy places the organism in Eukaryota, Metazoa, Chordata, Mammalia, Artiodactyla, Cervidae.
AUGGAAUCAAGGAACAAUGUAACUUACUUUGUCCUCCUGGGCCUCACACAGAAUCCAAAGGAACAGAAAGUCCUUUUUGUUAUGUUCUUGCUCUUCUACAUUUUGACUGUGGUGGGCAACCUGCUCAUUAUCGUGACUAUAACUGUCAGUAAGACCCUGAACUCACCAAUGUACUUUUUUCUUGCUAGCUUAUCAAUUAUGGAUGUUGCUUAUUCAUCUUCUAUGACACCCAGAUUGAUUUCAGAUUUGUUCUUUGGGGAAAAUACCAUAUCUUUUGAAGCCUGCAUGAGUCAACUGUUUAUAGAGCACAUUUUUGGUGGGUCAGGAGUCUUCCUUCUGCUGGUGAUGGCCUAUGACCGCUAUGUGGCCAUAUGUAAGCCUUUGCAUUAUUUGGUUAUUAUGAGGCAAAGGGUGUGUGUUGUGUUGCUGAUGGUAUCAUGGGUGGGAGGAUUUCUGCACUCAGUAAUUCAGCUUAGCACUGUUUAUGGGCUCCCAUUCUGUGGCCCCAAUGUCAUUGAUCAUUUUUUGUGUGAUAUGUUCCCCUUAUUGGAACUCGUCUGUACUGACACUUAUAUCAUUGGCAUCUUAGUGUUGGCCAAUGGAGGACUGAUCUGCACUCUUGUUUUUCUGCUCUUACUCAUCUCCUAUGCAGUCAUCUUGCACUCUUUGAAGAACUUGAGUCAGAAAGGGAGGCAGAAAGCCCUCCAGACCUGUGGUUCCCACAUCACUGUUGUUGUCUGCUUCUUUGUUCCCUGUAUUUUUAUGUAUGUAAGACCUGCUAAGACCUUCCCCAUUGACAAAUCAUUGAGUGUGUUUUUCACAAUCAUAACCCCCAUGCUGAACCCAUUAAUCUACAGUCUAAGAAAUUCUGAGAUGACUAAUGCUAUGAAGAAGCUCUGGAGAAAAAAAAUCAGAUCAGAUAUUAAAUAA